This is a messenger RNA of Aspergillus fijiensis CBS 313.89, 1532 nucleotides long. Its product is annotated as DHHC family palmitoyltransferase. Gene Ontology annotation, cellular component: Golgi apparatus; endoplasmic reticulum. The coding region runs from base 196 to 1425 and encodes 409 amino acids. Gene Ontology annotation, biological process: protein targeting to membrane; peptidyl-L-cysteine S-palmitoylation. NCBI's taxonomy places the organism in Eukaryota, Fungi, Ascomycota, Eurotiomycetes, Eurotiales, Aspergillaceae. The record is from RefSeq and is a predicted model, not a curated record. Gene Ontology annotation, molecular function: protein-cysteine S-palmitoyltransferase activity. The transcript has 4 exons.
CAACCGUAGCGAGUGAGAUGAAUACGACCCGGAUAUGGUAUCGCGCUCUAGACGAAUGUGGUCAUGACUUCGACGGAAACACCAAAAUCCUGCCUAUGGGCCUGACGCCCUGGGUGCGGAGUAAGAACGCCAUGUCGAGGUUCUUCUUCCUGUGGCCUUUCUUUAUGAUAUUUGCAGCUGUCUGGAUUCUCAGCAAUGUGGUUGUGUUUUUCGCUAUCCCGCUCAUGCUGCUUACGGUCUAUGGUCUUCAAUGGAUGGCUCAAAAAGUCGCUAAUCAAGGCCCUUCAGAGUAUCGAAUCCUCCAAAAGACGGCCGCCUCGUCUAUCUCCAAGGCAUGAUCCGCGCAUUGAGAGGGGUAAGGAAUUAUUCGAACUGACUAGCCCACGCUUAGCGACGUUAUCCUCAUCACCGAUUUCCAACAUCUCCUUCACCGUAUUCUUUUCUCUGACGGCAUACUUCUAUUUCUGUGCGAUGACCGAAGAUCCAGGUUUUGUUCCGAAGAUGAGCAGCAGGAAUCAGCAACGAGCCGUAGUCACCGAAUUAUUCGAGCAGUGGAAAUUUGACGAGGAAAAUUUCUGCGUCUUGUGUAUGAUUCGAAAGCCUUUGCGAAGCAAGCAUUGUAAGCGUUGUGGGCGAUGCGUCGCAAAGCAUGAUCAUCAUUGCCCAUGGAUCGACAACUGUGUUGGCGCGAACAAUCUGCGGCACUUCGUCUCGUAUAUCAUCUGCUUAGAAAUCGGCAUCAUCUUGUUCUUGCGCCUGACAUUCAAUUAUAUCAACGUUCUUCCAGCUCCAGCGAAUCCACAGUGCAAUGUCAUAAAUGAUGCAUUGUGUGAUUUUGUACUCCGUGACACAUUUACUCUAGUUCUCGAUAUCUGGGUGGUCAUUCAGCUGGUCUGGAUAACUAUGCUCUGUGCCGUUCAGCUUGUCCAAAUCUCCCGAAACCAGACGACUUACGAAAACAUGAGGGGCCAUUCGAUUGACCGGAGUUAUCCAAGCUCACGAGCAUUUGCCUCAGCUGUGACGGCAGGUACGACAUCGUUAGAUGCAGCUGGCCUCUCUUCGGCCGGUCAAGGUCCCAAUCCGGCUCUGGCGCAAAAUGUUUCACAUAGGCACCAACGGAAUGGCUGCCUGCAACAAUGGUCCUCUCUUUUGGGAGUUGAUACAUUCUUCGCAACAGCGCGGGACGGGUUACGGGAUGGCCCACGCACCGCCCGGCCAAAGAAUCCCUUUUCCCGUGGCAUUGUCACUAACUGUCAGGAUUUCUGGUGCGACCCUGCUCCCUACUUCGGACGACGAGAGCCAGGUUCUGCCAUGCUCGGCGGUGAAGUUGUCAAUUACAACCGAAUGUAUGAGAUUCCAUUGCGAAUGCACAGCGGCGGGGGCUACCGUAGCCUGGCCGACAAUGACCUAGAGCAAAAUGCUUAAAUCAUCUCUCUUCCUUCACGACUUCAGAGUCGUUGAAUCAAGAACCUGAAACUAUGACGGUCUCAUGCUUGGGAGGCGAGGUUGCAGAUCAGCGUCGCGCGAAUCCG